AUGCCCAUAAGACCUUUGGUGUGAUGUGUAUGCAGUGUCCCUCCUGAAAGUGUAUCAGGACCAAGAUCUUCAUUUUUCCUGGGGGCUGUGAAGCCUGCGCGGCAGCUCAACAGCGAGGGAGUCGUGAUCCAGUAAAGCCUGCAUCUCCGCUCCAGGUUUUACCACCGUCUUUUUUUAAAAACCACCUCUACUUUGGAGCAGUGAAAAACACACUAGCAUUAGGAGCAGCAGAUGACCCGGCGCAGCAGCCAGGAGCACAACAGUCCUCUCUAACAAAUGAAAGGAUGGGGGGCAUCAGCAGCAGCUGAAUUCAGAAAAGCUGGAUCAGGGGCCGAUGGGAGAGAAGUGCUUUCUGCUCACUCUUGGGUCACUUUUGUUGGAUUUAUUCCCCGGUCCACACCAACAUGCCAUUUGCCAAACGAGUCGUGGAACCUCAGCUGCUGUGCAGGUAUCAAAUCCCAAACGAGCAGGGGCUGCUUUUCGAGGAUCUGGUCUCCAUCAGUAAUGUGGCUCUAUCUCGGACCUUGCGGCAGUUGUCGGACCUGGCCAGACAUGCCUGCUCCAUAUUCCAGGAGCUGGAAAACGACCUCACAUCCACCAACCAGCGGGUCAGGGGGCUGCAGAGUAAGAUUAACCAGCUUCAGCAGACCUGCUCCGAGCUGGACCCCAAACAGGAGGCAGUGCCGGUGUCUAACCUGGAUGUGGAGAGUAAGCUGACGGCACAUUACCAAGCUCCCUGGCACCAGCAGAGGAACAUUUUCUACCCCUCCACACGGCCAGCAUGUGUAGAAGAGCUCCACAGGCAAGCCAACCUCAGCCUGUGGGCCGUGCACCGAGAUCACCAGAGGAGACGGUCGGGCAGCAGAGAGCAGAGAGUAACCAUCUCGAUAUCGGCGGUGCCCCCGAUGCCCAUGUACUCUUCCCCACACAUUGUCCAGAGGCAAGAAAACAGGGGCAUAAAUUUGACAACGUUUGAAUCCACCCGCUCCUCCUCCCCUACCGAAUGUUGCCGCUUCUCUCCCUGGAGCAGAAAGGCUGCGCCCUCUGACCCCGACACUGACGGGGUGGCUCUAGGUCACCGGUCUAAGUUUCCCAUCCUUAACAUCCCCUCCACCCUGGACAAGCAGACUAACUGGUCUAAAGCCCUGCCGCUGCCCACCCCAGAGGAAAGAAUGAAAAGCAAUUCCCAAGUCAUCAACUCAUGUGUCAUCCCCAUUAAUGUGACCGGGGUUGGCUUUGACAGAGAUGCCAGUGUGCGCUGCUCGCUCGUCCACUCGCAGUCUGUGCUUCAGAGGAGGAGGAAGUUGAGGAGACGGAGGACUGUCGCUGGCGUUCCCAGACAGGUGCAGCAAGAUUUAGACUCUGAUGACUCUCCUGGUUCCAGAGAAAGGACAGUGAUAGUUCAUGCCAGUCUUGAUAUCACUCCCUCCAAUGAGGAGCUGGCCAGCCAUCUCAGCACCAGAGACUCAGGUUGCCAGACAGAAGACUUUUUGAUCUCAGGAGCGCCGUCUCGGAGGAGGAUCAGGGCCCAGAGAGGCCAGGGAGUCUCCCUCUCCCUUUCCCACUCUGCAGGCAACAUCUCCUCCCUGCCGGACAGCGCUGUGGCCAUGUUCACCGCCUCUUUGGGCGCUCGCUUGCGCUCCCGGAGUCUCCCCCGAGAUGGGAGCCGGGUGAUAGACAACGAGCAUAAUGACAGCGACGAUGAGGAGGAGCUUUCGCCCUUCGACACUGAGGACUUUCUGUCUGUACCUGGGGAGUUGAUUCUGAAGGAUGGAGAAGAGAGCACGGACGACCAGGCCAUGUCUGAACAACAGCUGGGCCUGAAGUACAAGAACCUCUCAGAGAGUCCAGAGCGCAUCUGGAUGGAGAGAACCAGAUCCCAGCUGCCCAGGAAGGCCGACAUGGGCAGCUGUGAGAUCUCAUCCAGUUCAGACACCUUCAGUAGCCCCAUCCACUCCGUCUCAGCAGCAGGGGUGCUGGGAGGCCAGAUGGACCAUAAGGACGAUCACCAGUCCUCAAGUGGGAACUGGAGCGGGAGCAGCUCCACCUGCCCCUCACAGACCUCAGAAACAAUCCCCCCAGCAGCCUCUCCACCGCUGACGGGCUCCUCACACUGUGACUCUGAGCUCUCCUUAAACGCUGCCAUUCACACCAAUGAUGACCAGACCAGCUUCAUGCUGGACCACUACCCGGGCCUCAGGACCCAGCGGGCAGGCUCCUUCUCCUCCACAGCUAUGGACAUAUUAGAGGAAGUAGGGGUCAGCACCCCCAUCGAGGGGGAGUGGAGUUACCCCCACCCGGACCCUCCGCGCUCACAGGACUUCAGCCCUGAGCCGAGCAGAGAGGCUGAGAGCAGCUUGGGCUGCCCAAGCUUCACCAGCAUGGCCACCUGUGAGAGCAGCUACUCUGACAAACCACUGUCGGAGAAAGCCGACACCGUCUCCCACUACUCUGUAGACACUGAAGGCUACUACACCUCCAUGCACUUUGACUGUGGUCUAAAAGGCAGCAAAAGCUUCACUUAUAACUAUGCAGCCCCUGGCUCUGAUUGUGGCCUGUCUGACCUAAGUGGUCGCAUGACUUUGGGGAGACGCUGCCUCUCUUUAAGAAAACCAAAGGUGAAGCCGUCUCCGCCUAAGAGGAGUUCAUCUUUAAGAAAAAUAUGCAGUCGGGGAAACAUCCCUGAAGAGAAAGAACCAAAGAUUACUUGCGGGCAGCAACUUCCACUGUCUUCCAACGAGAGGAAACUGCAGCUGGUUUCGUCUGGCUCUCCAGAUCAUAUAGAAAACUCUUCACUAGGCAGAGAGCCCCUUGUGGUCUGGGGGGUUGAGGGCUCAGCGGAUCUACCUGAGUUAGGCGUGUUUAGCUCCACAGAUGCACAUUCAUUUAAGGAUGAGGGGGUUGUACAGUCAGACUAUGCAGAUCUGUGGCUCCUGAAUGAUUUAAAAUCCAGCGAUCCUUACCGAUCUUUGUCAAACUCCAGCACAGCAACAGGUACAACUGUUAUCGAAUGCAUCAAGUCACAGGAAAGCUCUGAGUCUCAGACGUCCCAGUCUGGCUCCAGAGCCACCACCCCCUCACUUCCAUCUGUGGAGGGAGACUUCAAGCUAACGUCUCCAGAGAAGCUGGCAGGCCUGGCCAGCCCGUCCAGCGGCUACUCCAGUCAGUCAGAAACCCCCACCUCCUCUUUACCCUCCGCCUUCUUUCCUGGACCGCUGUCACCAUCCAGCGGAAAAAGGAAGCCCAAAGUCCCAGAGAGGAAGUCGUCUCUUUCGUCGCAGUCACUGCAGUCGCUGUCCUGCAGGGAUGGAGCCACCUCGAAGAGAGACCUGGAGCUGCCAAUAAUCCCUCCCUCACACCUCGACUUAAGUGCCCUUCAUAGUGUCGGCAACAAGACUUCUGCUUACAAGAACCAGAUUCAAGUCCUUCACCAAAACAAACAAAAAGCUGCAGUGUCAGCCAAACCUGUAGCGCCCCCUAACUCAGAGGUGUAUAACGCCCAUUCCAUGUCCAUCACACCCACAGUGCUGCACUCAGUACAGCUCCGACCCAUCAGUAAGGAACUUGAAGGAAGUCACGAGUACAAAACAACUUCCAGACUCAAAUGUUCCGCUGUGAAUUUAACUAGCACACUUUCCAGUAGUAAAUCCCUAGAGCUUAAGAGUCCCCUGUUACACAACUCGCAUCAACAUCACACAUCCUCGAAGGGGUCGUGUGAAUCAGUGUUUACCUCAAAUGAAGAGCUUGCGGAUGGAGAAGCAGCAUGUCAGAGUGAGACGAGGAACAAGCAGGACAGAGAGGCUCCUUUAGAGAGUAUGACAGCAUUCCGACUGCAAUCAGAGCCAUCAUUAGACAUCCCUGAGAGGACCACUGGUCACGAAGGAGAGACGUGCAGAGAGUCAGUAGAAAUGCCUGUCUGCGUUGGAGACUGCAGCACGCAGUCGGAGCCUUUACAGCAGCAAAGAACUGAGCUGUCUGAAGAAGAAGAACCGUGUCAGAUAAAACCAGGUCCUCCUCUCUCUGUUCAGCACAGUUCACCCAAGAGAUCCAACAGUCUUGAUAAAGUGCCUGCUACUGACAGCCAAUCAGAGACGUUGCAAGGGAGUUCAAUCAGUAAUGAAGGUAGCACAGAAGUGGAAAAUGAGUCAUCAAGUGUUUCAGCCGAAAGUGCCUCUCAGGACAGCAAGGAGGCGUCCACAGCAGAAACAGAGGAUUACUUCAGCACAGACUCUACACCCAGUGAUAAUGCAGUGUCCCCUCUGAGUGAAGAGCCAAGGCCAGAGGAUAACAGUGUGUUUCUGUCACCCACCAAAGCUCGGACCACUGAGGAUCUGUUUGCUAUGAUACACAGGUCCAAAAGGAAAGUGUUGGGCAGGAAGGAUUCCACUGAGUUGGGUGUGAGGAACCGCCUCAGUGCUGCAUCGGGGAACACACCACCCAGCAGCACCGUGAGCUCCCCAGUCUCACAGGUGUCACCCUCCUCCUCCGCUGUGACUCCGCCAGGCCUGCACAGAGCCCCCGGGCCCAUCUACAGGAACGCAAAGAAGUCCAGCACCUCCAACGAGGAGUUCAAACUGCUGCUCCUUAAAAAGGGAAGCCGCUCUGAAUCAAGUUACCGCAUGUCUGCUGCAGAGAUCCUCAAGAGCCCCAUCGCUCCUAAAUCUCCUGGAGAUUCCCUGAUGGAGUCACCCAGACAGUAUGAAGAGCCCGCCUCCCCCCUGCAACAACAGCAGCAUCAGUCAGGACCAGAUCAGCUCUCCAGCCCUUACCCCAAAGCCAACGCAGAGGGCUUCUCCCCGAAAUCCUUCCCCACAUCUGCUGCUUCCAGGCAGGGCCGCUCCAGAAUCCCCCCGCCUGCCAACAGCAGCCGCUACGGCAUGCGCAGCAGACUGUACUCAACGCCCAUGCAGGCGAUCUCUGAGGGCGAGGCGGAGAACUCAGACGGAAGUCCUCAUGACGACCGCUCAUCACAGGGCUCCACGUAGUAAAAACAGAGUAGAAGUGUCAGAAGGUAUGAAAUUAUGUUGUUAGUUUACAGUACAAACAAAUGGACCAGAAUGACUUUUAAUAUAUAUGAGAUGUGGUGAGGGCAGGAGCAUUGAUGAGGAUAAUGUUGUAUACAGAACAUUAGGGAUAAACCAUCGGAACUUUACCAAUUGUGGCUGAGUUUCAUUGCUGUUUCCUGUUGGUUUUUCUGUGGACACUUUAAACAAUUUUACCUGUGUUCAGAAAUGUUUUAUACAUACUGUCUGUCUAAGAAAUAUCCUGAUGAUAUGAACACUUAGCAUUAGAAACAGGGAACCAGAUAAUUUAGCAUCUGUAGAAAUUCUGUAGAAACAUAUGACUGAUGAUGAGGAAAACAUUAUUCCAGUUCAGUUCCACAGAGAGAAAAAAACUUUGGUUAGUUUGUGGGACGUUACCCAUAGCCAUGUACGACACCCAACUGGUUGCCUUCCUUCAGCCCUACUACAGUAUAUUAAUGUUAAAUCUUAGCUGUUCUGCUGUCAGAUUUUUAUCAGAAUAUAAGAAACUCUCCCAGUUUGACAUUUUUAUCAGUAUCUUAUAAAAAUAGAAAAAUAUAUUGGAUUAACUGUGUGUAUUCUGUGAAUACCUAUGCAAUUAGACACACACUUUUUGCAUUUCUUUAAGCCAGUUAUACAAAUUAUUUUGAUACCACCCCCAACUGAACAUCAGGACUAACACUGUGUGAGAAACAGCAGAGGGAAAAAAUGUGAAGCCUCAAUACAUCGAUUUCAUAUUGAUAUGUUUGUAUAUUUUACUCAGUCCUUUUAAAGCAUAUUGUAAAUUAUAUCAAAGAUAGCUUGCUAUUACAACAUUUUAAAAUUCUCAUGCAAUAAGUUGAGUAAAUAGAGGUGAGGCAGGAAAUGUCAAAGCCAAGCACUAACUAGACAAUCUUAGGAGACAAGAAGGGAGCAGGUGUUAACAUGGGAGAUGAAAAAGUGAUCAAAAGGUCAGAGGUCGUGAAAUAGGAGCGCUGUAAAAGAAUAAGGAAGUCAUGUUUUUUUUUAUUAAUGGUCAUUUGUGGUUUGCUGACUUGGUGUGUGUACAAAUUGUUGAAAGAGGCAAGUGGAAAGUGUUCAGGAGGAUCAAAUAUGCCUUAUUUGACUCUGCUCAACAAGAGACAAUAAGUGACAAAGCAGCUUUGGGCCUCAGCAAGUUGAGUGUUUUUGUGAGAUUUUUCAGUUUUGAUGGAGGAUGUAGGGUUACAUUUGGAGCCAGGUUAUCAUCUGUGAUGAAAAGAGGAAGUUCUGGAUUUCGGGAUGUGGCAUUUGCUGCUAUUUUGUACCAAACGCUCGCCUAUUAUAUUCCCCAUCAAAAUCUAACCUGCUACGGUUUCAUAUUUUCUGUGUCACAACAAUCUAAAUAUAUUUAUUUUUAUAACUGACGCAGAAAAUCUCUGUGCCCUCCCUGAUUUGGUUUACACCUUUAAAUAACCUAAAACUGAAAUCUUUGGAUGGAAGUAUGCAAUGAAUUGCUAUUAAUAACAUAUUUUAUUCAGAUACUUAUUUUGUUUAUAAGAGACACAUUUUAAAUCUUAUUUCAGACACUGGUUGCAGAGACAAAUAGGAAAGCAACUCAUUAAUGUCAUUAAAAGAUGGCAUGAACAGUCAUAAGCUACAAGUGAGGUUUUAGUUGUAACCCUGGCACCCUGAGUCCUAUAUUCACAAUAAUAUUAUAUAUGGUGUUUAUUGCAGUGAUGGUACUAUCACUACCAUUAUGCAAAAAUGACAGAGUCUAUGUAGCCAUAACGCCCUGUGGAAGACUGUCCUUUCCUAUAGGUACACUGUAAAUAUCAACUUCAUUUUGGCCUUAAUGAUACUCCAUACUAAUGCAAUGUCAUGUAACAGGGUACACAAUGGGUUAUGUCUGUGAACCUUCAUUCCAACCUUUUUUUUUAAUUAUUUUUAUUGUUUUUUUGCACUGAUAAAGUGAUGUUUGUGAAGUUUCAUUUGUCUUUAGCUGUACCUGGAGAUAUUUACAGACCUUCACAUGGAGCUGUUUGACUUUUCCUUGAAUAAUAUCCACACUCUGAGUACGCUUUAGGAGUGGACCAGAUGCUUCUGCCAAAGGCUAGAACGUGCACACGUUAGUGGCAUCCAGCUGUUUUUCUCUUCUCGUUUACUUGACUGAAACGUUCUUGAAAACAUAAAACCAAUACUAAAGAAGAAUUACAGCGUAACUUAUGGUACUAGAUGCAUUUCAUUUGGACGUCAGAUCAACCUCUAAAUACUGUAGGUAUCAGCUUUGUAUUUUUUUGUACAAACUUGUAAAUACAAUAACUUUUGGAAUUGUCACAAAGGUUGUUGAAUUGUUUCUUAUGUAAAAAAAAAAAAGUUUACAUUAAUUUCAAACCUUUGUAUAUUUUUGAGCUGUGGAACACUUUGUCUUGUAUUUAUUUUUUAGUAAGCAUUGUGGAAAUCCCAUAGUAAAUCCUAUCAAAGCCAAGUGCUAGCACAACAGGCUGCUUAGCAAAUGUGUAUAAAAAAGACAAUAAAUGUGACUGCUUUGAAAAUGGC
This is a messenger RNA of Siniperca chuatsi (mandarin fish), 7538 nucleotides long. It is a transcript of the gene nhsa, whose product is annotated as Nance-Horan syndrome a (congenital cataracts and dental anomalies). Lineage: Eukaryota; Metazoa; Chordata; Actinopteri; Centrarchiformes; Sinipercidae. The transcript has 9 exons. The record is from RefSeq and is a predicted model, not a curated record. The coding region runs from base 405 to 4985 and encodes 1526 amino acids. Gene Ontology annotation, biological process: lens development in camera-type eye; cell differentiation.